Molecule: messenger RNA, 988 nt
Organism: Nelumbo nucifera (sacred lotus)
Lineage: Eukaryota; Viridiplantae; Streptophyta; Magnoliopsida; Proteales; Nelumbonaceae
Source: RefSeq, a predicted model, not a curated record
AUGAAAUCCCUUGUAGCUUUGGAUUUGAGCUGCACCCAUAUUUCAUCAUUGCCACCAUCACUCCCAUGCCUAAUGAAUCUCCACACACUUUGUCUUGAUUCUUGUACUUCAUUAACAGAUAUAUCAAUGCUUGGGAAGUUGACCGCACUCCAGCUACUUAGCUUAAGUGGRUCCAAGAUUGAGAAGUUGCCAGAAGAAAUAGGAAAGUUAAGCAAUUUAAAGCUUUUAGACUUGUCACAUACUUAUAAUCUUAAAACAGUACCACCAAAUGUGAUUUCAAGUCUUUCUCGAUUAGAAGAAUUGAACAUGAAGCACAGCUUUUAUGGGUGGGAGGUAGAAGGAUAUGGGAGUGGCAGUAAUGCUAGCUUUGCAGAGUUAACAUCCUUGGAAUGCUUGACUGUUCUAUAUGUUCAGGUAGGAAAUACUAGAUGUUUGUCCAAGGUGAUCCCCUUUUCUUCAAACAACUUGGCAAAGUUCUGCAUAUCUGUGGAUUCUAGUUACCAUGAGAGUUCAUCCCCAACUUAUAUGUACCUGAAAAACCUGUCUAUUCCAGUUGCCAAUUGGAUCAAGAUGCUGUUAAUGAAAACAGCUGAAUUAAGCUUGAUUGGCUGUGAUAGGAUCAAGAACCUCGUGAUAUUAGAUGUAUGUGGUGUCAAGGGCCUGAAGUCAUUACAUGUUGAAGAUUGUUCUGAAAUGGAAUAUCUCAUAAAUAUCAUGGAGGAGGCAGGUGUUCCUCAGAGUACAUUUAAUAGUCUGGAGAAAUUACAACUCAAAAAUAUGGAGAACCUGAAACAAAUUUGCCUUUGCCAUGGACCCCUGCCAAAUGGAAUUUUUGGAAACCUGAAGGUUCUAAGAGUUCAAAAAUGUCACCGUCUGGAUGAAAUUUUGUCACACCCCUUGCUAAAAGGGUUGAAAAUUUUGGAAGAACUCAAAGUAGAUCAAUGCCAUAAGUUGAAGUUUCUAUUUUACUCAAAGGAAMUUCAGGAAG